Ricinus communis (castor bean) is the source of this 775-nucleotide messenger RNA. RefSeq lists its product as uncharacterized. The record is from RefSeq and is a predicted model, not a curated record. Gene Ontology annotation, cellular component: chloroplast envelope. The transcript is spliced from 3 exons. NCBI's taxonomy places the organism in Eukaryota, Viridiplantae, Streptophyta, Magnoliopsida, Malpighiales, Euphorbiaceae. Bases 106 to 528 code for a protein of 140 amino acids.
UCGAACUGGUACCAUAAAAACUCGUAUCUAAAGGCAACCAAGACCCUUAUCUCUCUGUCACUCUAGUCCACAUUCCAAAGUUUCCAGUAUUACCCUAUUCAGAAAAUGGCAAAGGGGAAGAGAGAAUUGCUAUCAAAAGCUCCAUGGAGAGGCGAUGAUGCUGAUGAAGAAACCAACAAGUUCAAAGACGCAAAGCUGAAAGUGACCAAUCAACCAGGCUCCACUCCUACUAUGCACGUCCCUCGCAAAAAGAACAGAAACCCUGCUGACGACGACGACGAAGAUGACCUUCUCGAACUGGACCCAGAGCUUCGCUACAGCUUUCAGCGCAAUUUUCAGUUUCUUCAAAGAGUGUUUAGUAUUGAUACUGUUGUGAAGCCACUUCCACCUGCUAUGCAAUAUAAUGUUUCUCGCAAUUUGAGCUUCUUUACCCGUAUCUUUACUCAGUUCUUCGAUCCUGAAGGUAUUGCAAAUGCGCAAAAAUCACUUGGAUUAGGCCAAGAAGAGAAAGACCGUCGGGUCCGUUGAGAAAGAAUGAUCCUCUGUAGCAUUCUGUUGUAAUUUUGACCUAUUGUGAUCUUUGUUUUCUUAAGAGUCCGCUCAGCAUAAUUUAUUGUCUCCAAGAUGAGAAUUUUUAUUCUAAUCGGAAAAUCCCAAUGUUUUUCCAUUAUAAUCCCUAAAAUAACAUUAUCCACAUUCCUAUGUAAUAUGACUGCUCGGACUGCCUUUUGAUUGGCUCUUAUAAACUGAUAGGAGGACCUGAAAUAUUCUUGUA